This is a messenger RNA of Ostrea edulis (European flat oyster), 300 nucleotides long. RefSeq lists its product as uncharacterized. Bases 73 to 294 code for a protein of 73 amino acids. Lineage: Eukaryota; Metazoa; Mollusca; Bivalvia; Ostreida; Ostreidae. The transcript is spliced from 2 exons. The record is from RefSeq and is a predicted model, not a curated record.
AAGCUACAAAUCGUUGCCAGACUGUUAAACGAGUAUAUCUUGAUUAUUGUUAUUCAACAUCUGCAGCAUAUCAUGGUAAUGAAGAUUGAAACCCAAUGUUACCUAAUGAAGCUGGACGAUGCUGAAGCUAUGAAGGUUCACGAUGCUGCCAGUAUUGUAGAGAUUGAGUUGUCAAUGAUAAAAAUGAUUGGAGCAGCCAAUGAGACAAUGGUCUCCCAUCACGACUUGGCCAUGAUGAGUGCCCAUAUCGCUCACAUGUGUCCUAAUGGAGCUAUGCAAUUGGAGAGAAGCUAAUUAGCA